ACGCGGGCCGAGCCGGAAGUGGAGUGCGCUGCGGCGCGAGCUGGGCCGGCGGGCGUGGUUCGACAGCGCGCAGAGUCCAGACGGGCGGCAGGGCCCGAGGGGCCGACCCGCAGCGUCCCUGGUCUCUCCAGCCCUCACUGGGAACCGCACGUGAGGGCAAAUCCGCCCCGGUGGCUGGCUUAGCACGCGGGGACAGCCCCUCCGAGGCCUCCCUAGCGGUGUGGGUGAGAGGGCGUCCGGGUCAGGGGAAGCACGGAAAGGUGGCUUCGCGAGGCUGUUGUGGGGGGCGGGACGGGCAGCCUGGCGAUGCCUGGACAUGGUUGGUGGCCAAAAACAUUUAUCGAAAGAUAGCUUACCCACUUAGAUGGCGAGGAUACCGACAAGCAAGUCUUCGCCCGUAAGCAGUGGCUCACGCCUAUAGUGCAGGGAUGCCAAGGAGGGAGGAUCGCUUGAGUCCAGGAGUUGGAGGCUGCAGUGAGCCGUGAUCGCGCCACUGCACUCCAGCCUGGGCGACAGAAUGAGACCCUAUCUCUAAACAAAAGAAAGAACGUCUUCAAGCAUGGAGCCAUGAAGCUGGAUUUGGCUUUCUGUCGCUCUCUCUACAGGGUACAGGUGAAAGGGAGCAGACCCCUCAUCAUGCUUUCCAGGCAUCUGCCACUUCCCAGGAAUUGUCUCCCUGAAUAAACAAGGCGAAGUCCCUGGCUGUGCAGAAGCAGUAGCUGUGUGGUGGCACAGUCAGGAAAACUCGGGGGCCCUGUUGGUAUUUUCUACCCCUGACCCGUGUGCAUACUUCUGUCGUAGCUCUCACCACAGUAGACUCUGCUAUCAUUUUGUCUUCCAUCCUCUGAACCCUGUGCAAGAUCUGCUCAUGGUGAAUGCCCAGUAAGGCUCACCUAUUGCUGCUAUCUCGUCAUCAUAUCAUUUCUAUGUGCCCCCCUAGCUAAGAGUCUGGACUGUGGUUACAUUCUCAGGAAUGUUUACAAAGUCAUAUUUAGGUGUGAGGAGAGUAAAACAGAGCUAGACAUAAUGCUGCACACAGCCUUUGGCACUGGAUGCCUGGCGAAUGUCUUGUGCAAAUGGGUAACGUGAGGAGCAGCAUUUGGGGUGCGCAGGACUUAACUAUUUGUGUAUAACAUAUUAUUGAUGCCUGUGUGUCAUACUCUGCUACUCCAAGGCUAGUAGUCAAUUGCAUACCAUAUCUCAGUCUGGCACUGAGGGAAGCAGUCUGGAUGGAGGUACAGCUGGAGAUUUGGUUGAGGGGACUUAUCUCUGACAACAGCCUCUUGUUGAUCUUCCCAGACAGUGACAAUACCCUCCCCUCCCUUGGGCUGGACCCCUCUCUACAGCUAGGAGCCAAUGGCAGAAGACAAAACCAAACCGAGUGAGUUGGACCAAGGGAAGUAUGAUGCUGAUGACAACGUGAAGAUCAUCUGCCUGGGAGACAGCGCAGUGGGCAAAUCCAAACUCAUGGAGAGAUUUCUCAUGGAUGGCUUUCAGCCACAGCAGCUGUCCACGUAUGCCCUGACCCUGUACAAGCACACAGCCAUGGUAGACGGCAAGACCAUCCUUGUGGACCCUCUUCUGAAGGCCUGGGGUGUCUCUCCUGCCACCAUGCCUGUGUCUGCAGGUGCCUGCCACCAGCCCCAGUCUGCUGCACGGGCCCUGGUGUUUGAUGUACAGAGGAAAGUCACCUAUAGGAACCUGAGCACCUGGUAUACAGAGCUUCGGGAGUUCAGGCCAGAGAUCCCAUGCAUCGUGGUGGCCAAUAAAAUUGAUGCAGACAUAAACGUGACCCAAAAAAGCUUCAGUUUUGCCAAGAAGUUCUCCCUGCCCCUGUUUUUCGUCUCGGCUGCUGAUGGUACCAAUGUUGUGAAGCUCUUCAAUGAUGCAAUUCGAUUAGCUGUGUCUUACAAACAGAACUCCCAGGACUUCAUGGAUGAGAUUUUUCAGGAGCUCGAGAACUUCAACUUGGAGCAGGAAGAGGAGGACGUGCCAGACCAGGAACAGAGCAGCAGCAUCGAGACCCCAUCAGAGGAGGCGGCCUCUCCCCACAGCUGAGGGGCUGGGGCUAGGGGUGGGUGGAGCCCUUUUAAAAUACCCUUCCCUUCAACAGCUCUCCAGCUCUGAAUGGAGAAACUCUCUAGGCCAUCCCCUCUUCUACCUCCUGCAACCCACCCGUCCUAUUAGCCUCCCACAUUCAACGCUCGUGAUACAGGGAUGAGGUCAGCACCAGCAAACUCUGGACUGGUGGAAGAAUUCCCCACCAGAUCUCCUUGAAGCAGAAUUAGGGAUCAGCAUCAUUAACACCUUCCCCACCCCCUCCCCCCAGGCAGACAGUGAAGAGAAUCAGAAAACAUGAUUAUGUGUCACUUUAAUACAGGAAAUUUAGGUGUUUUUUGGUGUUUUUGUUUUUGUUUUUGUUUUCUUUCCAAAGCUCACCUCGGGGACAAUUCCCUGUGCUUCUGCUGAGGUAAUGAUUACCCCCCCACCCACAGCUGAGUCUGUGAGGCCCCAUCCUUUCCCUACGUUUUCUCCCAUCUUUUUUCCUCUUCAGUCUCCCAAUCAUCUGGUUUGUUUGUUUCUUUGUUCGUUCUGAGAUGGAGUCUCGCUCUGUCGCCAGGCUGGAGUGCAGUGGCGCAGUCUCGGCUCGCUGCAACCUCUGACUCCCUGGUUUAAACGAUUCUCCUGCCUCAGCCUCCCGAGUGGCUGGCAUCACCACGCUCAGCUAAUUUUUGUAUUUUUAGUAGAGACGGGGUUUCACCAUGUUGCCCAGGAUGGUCUCGAUCUCCUCACCUCGUGAUCCGCCCGCCUCGGCCUCCCAAAGUGCUGGGAUUUACAGGUAUGAGCCACCGCGCCCGGCCCCAAUCAUCUGUUUUUAAACAAACUUUUUGAGCAGAUAGCUAUUCCUUCCAGAUUUCUGUGUACCGACUCUGUUUCAGGAGCUCUUCUAGGUAAAGCUGAGAUCACAGGAACAGCAGGUGACAGGCCUAGCUAUAGUUAGGAAUACACAAGCGGUAAAAUCGAGUCCUUACAGCCAUACCACAAGGUACAUCCAUUUGGACUACAAGAAGAGCUUCCUUUAAAGUUCCUAUUUCAGCAUAAGGAGGCUGUCCUUUUUUUUGAGGAAUAGUUUGGACCUUGUGCCUCCUGUGGGAGGCUGAGGACUGCAAGAGGAGAGCUAGCAGAUAUGCCUGUUCACCCCUCUCUGGUACUUGUGGCUUGCUAGUAUGUUUUUAUGAUAAUCUCGGGCAUUGUUUGCAUUGUGUUUAUUAAUAGGGUUUUGUUUUUAUUGUUUCCUUUUUUACAGUAAAGGCUGAAUUACAUAAA
Molecule: messenger RNA, 3327 nt
Organism: Gorilla gorilla gorilla (western lowland gorilla)
Lineage: Eukaryota; Metazoa; Chordata; Mammalia; Primates; Hominidae
Product: rab-like protein 2B
Exons: 8
Coding region: 1357-2058 (233 amino acids)
Molecular function (GO): GTP binding; GTPase activity
Source: RefSeq, a predicted model, not a curated record